GAUCCUUCAGUGGUUUCUACGGCUGGAAAAUAAGUCUUAAGUACAAGAUGGCCAACUACAGGACAAAGCUUAGAAACUUGGGGUGUCCAGAACUGAGCAUCAAUUCCCUCAAGCACAAACCUGCAGAUAGAUGUCAGCCUGCCUACGAUGUCAAAAAACCAAGGAAAGCAGAAGUAAAUUUUUGUCCUCCCUAUCCUGCUGGAGAGACCCAGGACAGUCUUGAAGGUGAAAGAUUGGCAUUGUUAUCUGAGGUCAAGAAGAGACAUAAUGAUAAAGUUGUCAGAGAAAAGAUGGCCAAGACCUUCGCAUACAGAAGGCAGGAGGUCGUUAGAAACAAGCCCAUGAUCGUGGAGUUCAAGAUCAGAUGGCCAGGACUGUUCACUGUGGCAGAGAUGGAAGCAGAAUUUGUGAGGAUCACUACUCGUCCUCUUGUCUCAAAGUUUCAUGCACAGCUUGACCAACACACUGCCCAGCUCUUCAAAGUGUUGAAGAAGAAAGGAGGCUCUGCAGGGAAUAAAAUCAGCAGGAUUUUGCUCCCAAUCAGACAGAAUGAAACCAUUGAAAAGAGGAGAGAGUGCAUCCUGAAGGCACUUUGUAUCUAUCUGAACGAAGACCCGAACAUCCUCUUCAAAGAAUACCUGGAUACUGAUGAUACUGCUGUACAGAGGGAGCUUGAGCAACUUACCCUUGGCAUCUACAGCGUCAAAGUCGAGGGAGGUGAUGCAACCACUCCACCAGCUGAUGUUGGAAUAGUGAUCGAGGGUGUUGAAGUUCUGCAUGACCUGGGAGAUGUCACCUCUGCAUGUGCACUCUUAAUGGGUGUGAUAUAUGCACUGAACCUCAGUUAUCCUAUGGAACUUAAAGCCUUCUUUGAAGUACUUCAGAAGUUCUCACUUGGCAAUGAGCUUGGGGUGGUGCAGGUGGACACUCACAUAGUGGAUCAUGGACUCUCCUACAGUCAGAUGGCAGCUGGUGAAGCACCAAGACCCACAGGUGCCCAGGGACCCCCAAACUCCAGUGACUGGCAUUCAGCACCAUGCUGCCAGACAGUAACUGUGAUCUCCGCAUGCAUGGCCAUGGUGCCACCUGUGAGGAGUGCAAACGGGAUGCAGAUGGCGGCCAAUAAUCACCGCAGAAAGGGAGCAUGA
Brienomyrus brachyistius is the source of this 1148-nucleotide messenger RNA. RefSeq lists its product as uncharacterized. The transcript has 5 exons. The record is from RefSeq and is a predicted model, not a curated record. Lineage: Eukaryota; Metazoa; Chordata; Actinopteri; Osteoglossiformes; Mormyridae. Bases 48 to 1148 code for a protein of 366 amino acids.